AUGGGUGUUCAUUCACUGUGGCAAUUGCUGGAGAAAGCUGAGCGGCCGGUCCAGCCCGAUGAGUUGGAGGGGCAAAUCUUGGCUGUGGACGUGAGCAUUUGGCUGCACCAGAUUGUGCGGGCGAUGCGUGAUCGACAAGGCAACCUGGUUCAAAAUGCCCAUGUACAUGCGCUCCUUUCCCGGUUGUGCAAGCUCCUGUAUCACCAGAUUAAACCUGUUUUUAUUUUCGAUGGCGCAGCGCCGGCCAUCAAGCAGCAGGCUGUGGUAAGCGCUCCUUUUCCUGCCGAGCCAAAGCCGUAG
This is a messenger RNA of Monosiga brevicollis MX1, 300 nucleotides long. RefSeq lists its product as uncharacterized. The transcript has a single exon. Lineage: Eukaryota; Choanoflagellata; Craspedida; Salpingoecidae. Gene Ontology annotation, molecular function: single-stranded DNA binding; DNA endonuclease activity. Gene Ontology annotation, cellular component: nucleus. The record is from RefSeq and is a predicted model, not a curated record. Gene Ontology annotation, biological process: nucleotide-excision repair. Bases 1 to 300 code for a protein of 99 amino acids.